Molecule: messenger RNA, 754 nt
Organism: Athene cunicularia (burrowing owl)
Lineage: Eukaryota; Metazoa; Chordata; Aves; Strigiformes; Strigidae
Product: beta-microseminoprotein-like
Exons: 4
Coding region: 108-449 (113 amino acids)
Source: RefSeq, a predicted model, not a curated record
GUUUGCUCAAGGACUGGCAUCAUAAAUUCCCUCUCUAUAUAAGUUCUCUGAGAAGAUGAGCUUCCUACAGGCUGUCUCCUUACUGGAAGCCUCAUAAUUCUGCAAGAAUGAAGACCAUCUUGGCCUGCCUUCUUGUUCUUGCUGUUACCUUGCCACUGUCCAAUGCUUCCUGCUUCAUUGAGCUAUUGAACUCAGAGAAUUCAAACACUGAAGGCUGCUUUGACUCAAAAAAAGAGCUGCAUAAAUUUGGUUCUAAGUGGAGGACCGAAGACUGCCUUGACUGCCAUUGUUCCAAGGAUGGAAUUGACUGCUGCACCGCCUUUGCAAGACCAGUUGGCUAUGAUGAAGAGAAGUGUGUAAACAUUUUCAACAAGGAGACCUGCACUUAUAAAACAGUGGAGAAAGAUGAUCACUCAAAAGAAUGCCCAGUCCAUGAGUGGGUGGGCUAACAGAGAAAAAUUGUGGAUUUGGGGAAUAUUUUCUUUUUUGUUGUUUUAAGGGUUCUCUCACAAAUUAAAAGAAAAAUUCAACUGUUGAGUGAAAUCUACUCAUAAAACCUAACACAAUAAUAAAACCGAAUAUCUACUCACAAAAGACUCCCUUGGUUUCUCUGCCUUCUGCUUCCCCAUGAAGCAAGAACCAACUUGUUCCUUCCUUGAGAUAAGAAAUUAAGGCUGACAUUUUUAAGCAUCCUUGGUAGCUUAUAACUUUAAUUCUUCUCUAGUCACACUUCAGUGCCAGGGAGUAUAUUCUG